Molecule: messenger RNA, 1717 nt
Organism: Triticum aestivum (bread wheat)
Lineage: Eukaryota; Viridiplantae; Streptophyta; Magnoliopsida; Poales; Poaceae
Product: histone deacetylase 6
Exons: 6
Coding region: 65-1441 (458 amino acids)
Biological process (GO): epigenetic regulation of gene expression
Cellular component (GO): nucleus
Molecular function (GO): histone deacetylase activity
Source: RefSeq, a predicted model, not a curated record
UGACCCUCGACCCCUCAAGCCUAAAAAAAAGCAUAACCCUCAAAGAGAGAAGAAAUUCCCCGAAAUGGCGGCGUCCGGCGAGGGAGCGUCGCUGCCGUCUCCGGCAGGUGGCGAGGACAGCCGCCGCCGUCGUGUGAGCUACUUCUACGAGCCCACGAUCGGCGACUACUACUACGGGCAGGGCCACCCGAUGAAGCCCCACCGCAUCCGCAUGGCGCACUCGCUAGUUAUCCACUAUGGUCUGCACCGCCUGCUCGAGCUCUCACGCCCCUUCCCUGCCUCGGAAGCCGACAUCAGCCGCUUCCACUCCGACGAAUAUGUCUCCUUCCUUGCCUCCGCGACCGGCAACCCGACCAUCCUCGACCCCCGCGCCGUCAAGCGCUUCAACGUCGGGGAGGACUGCCCCGUCUUUGACGGACUCUUCCCCUUCUGCCAGGCCUCCGCCGGUGGCAGCAUCGGCGCCGCCGUCAAGCUCAACCGUGGCGACGCCGACAUCACCGUGAACUGGGCUGGCGGGCUCCACCACGCCAAGAAGGGCGAGGCCUCUGGGUUCUGCUAUGUCAAUGACAUCGUCCUCGCCAUUCUUGAGCUUCUCAAGUUCCACAGGCGUGUGCUAUAUGUAGACAUUGAUGUUCACCACGGAGAUGGUGUGGAGGAGGCCUUCUUCACUACAAACCGAGUCAUGACGGUUUCUUUCCACAAGUAUGGAGACUUCUUUCCUGGAACUGGACAUAUAACUGAUGUUGGAGCGGGUGAAGGGAAACAUUAUGCUGUAAAUGUCCCCCUGAGUGAUGGCAUUGAUGAUGACACCUUCCGUGAUCUGUUCCAAUGCAUCAUUAAAAGAGUAAUGGAGGUUUAUCAGCCAGAGGUAGUUGUUCUCCAGUGUGGGGCUGACUCUUUGGCUGGAGAUAGGUUAGGCUGCUUCAAUCUGUCUGUGAAAGGCCACGCAGACUGCCUCCGUUUUCUCAGGUCAUUCAAUAUUCCUAUGAUGGUUUUGGGAGGUGGAGGUUACACCAUCAGAAAUGUUGCUCGCUGUUGGUGCUAUGAGACUGCAGUUGCUGUUGGCGUUGAACCUGAUAACAAGUUGCCUUAUAAUGACUACUACGAGUACUUUGGCCCUGACUAUAAUCUUCAUAUUCAACCAAGAAUCGUGGAAAAUCUGAAUACUACAAAAGACUUGGAGAAUAUAAAGAACAUGAUAUUGGAUCAUCUUUCAAAGUUAGAACAUGUCCCGAACGCUCAAUUCCAUGAAAGACCAUCAGAUCCUGAAGGUCCAGAAGAGAAGGAGGAGGAUAUGGACAAGAGACCAGCUCAGCGCAGCAGAUUGUGGAGUGGAGGAGCUUAUGAUUCUGACACAGAAGAUCCUGACAACAUGAAAACCGAGGCUAACGACUUAUCUGCCAACUCUAUCAUGAAGGAUGCAUCAAAUGAUGAUUUGUAGACUGGCUCCCCGAAUUACUGUUUACUCCUGGGUUUUUUACGUGCAUGCUGAAGACCGGGGAAGUGUUUGAAGAUACUAAUCUCUGUACCCCCAUCUGACCAUUUUGUAAACCCAUGUUGUAAAACAGUUGAUGCUUCGGGCACCCCUGACAUUUCCGCUUUCAUUCGGCACAUCGACAUGUUUAUGCUGGAACUAUUUGUGCAUUCGUAUGGAUUUGUAUUCCUCCAUUUCGUUUAAUCUGUACUCUACCCUGGGGUAGCAUGAGUCUCAUGAUUU